AUGGAUGUCUCAAGCUUGGAGAACACCAUACGAGUCUAUGGUAUCCCCAUCGACAGACACACCCUGCAGGCAGCCCUCGACGACCCAGAGCACGGCACCGCUUUCACUGAAUGGGCCCGCCUUCAUCUCGGCCCUGAUAAUCUCCUAUCCAGAGACGAGCUCGUCUUGUAUUCAAGCCUCGACAAGUCAGGCCAGAUUGACAAACUUGUCGCGUCUCAAGACUUGGCCUCCGUUCAAGCUUUUAGCGAGCGCGAGAUCCAAACCGCCAUUGAUGAGCUGAACCGGUCCACUGCCGCCAUUGUAAAGCAGACCGAGACUUUGAAGCAGCAGCAAGAUGCGUUGGCGAAGCUGGUCAAGAGCAGCGCCAAGGUGGAGGAGGCACGGUCUGAUCUCGUCUUCCAGCGAAGCCAGAAACACAACUCGGAGCGUAAAAAGACAAUGACAUCGGUUGAAGAGUUAUCCCAGAGCCUCGAAUACAAAACCUCGGACCUCGAGCAGCAGUCCCAGGUCGCUAGCAAAGACCUUCAAAAGACGUUGGAUAGCUUGCUGCAUUCCGACGAUAAGCUGCUGCUCAGCUUGCGCAAGCUCGGUCUCGAGCUCGAGACGGAAGAUCCAGAGGACCGGGAAAACAUCGAAAAGCUUCGGGAGAUCUGCAUGAGAUUAAUCAAAUACACCGUUGAAACGGUGCGCACCAAGCUAGAUCGCCUCUAUCUCGAAGCGCUCAGCUCUGCCCACCACAAUGGUGUGGCGUCACACCCCUCAGACGACGUCAAGACUUCGCAGGAAGAGCUUGAGUCGCUCUACGCAGAGAUCCUCCCCGUAGCUCAGAUGUCGGUCGAGCAACAGCACCUCGAACCCGCUCUCAAAUCGCUGUCCAGCCAGAACGGGCAAUCAUUGCACCGUUCGGCCGCGGCCGUCGUCUAUAUCGAUGAGUGUCUAGAUUACCUCCUUGACCACAUCGAGCGUCUCUCUUCUCGCAUCGAGGCCUUCCAAUCUCAUCAGAUUGCAACCACGAGCCUUCUCACCACUGCCCGUGCCGAACUUUCCGCCCCCGUAUCAACCCCGAAGACAAAGACCCCGGCACAAGACCUCGCCUCCCCCAUCCGCCGCCGCAACACGGGUCCAGGAUCCCCCACCCGCAACCGCUUCAACUCAAACCGCGGCCGCCGCUCAUCGGGCUUCAACGAGCCACCCCUCGAGGCCCUUCUCCGUUCCCUCGCCAUCUCCUUCCCCGAAGACGCCACCGACGGUGCCCGCCAGACGGCUAUUCUCUCCGCGACCCUCGCCGAGAAGCAGGCAAAGGCUCGCGACGUGGCUCGUAACACGCAGGAGUCGCUCGAGAGCGCGGCUGCGUCACAGCUCGCGGAUGCGAGGCUUGCUGUGCAGCUUCUCCGGGACAGCUUGCUGGCCGAGAGCCCUUUUGGGGACGUGCGACUUGUGGACGAGGGGAUUGAGGCUUCGAUCGCCGUUUUGGGGCAGGAGAUCGAGAGGGUCAAGGAGAGGAUUGAGAGGGUCGACGCCGGCAAGGCGAGGCAGAGGAGCGAGAGAAAGAGGGAGAUCCUGGAGCGAUGGGGGCAAUGA
Colletotrichum graminicola M1.001 is the source of this 1581-nucleotide messenger RNA. RefSeq lists its product as uncharacterized. Lineage: Eukaryota; Fungi; Ascomycota; Sordariomycetes; Glomerellales; Glomerellaceae. The record is from RefSeq and is a predicted model, not a curated record. Bases 1 to 1581 code for a protein of 526 amino acids. The transcript is spliced from 5 exons.